Boleophthalmus pectinirostris (great blue-spotted mudskipper) is the source of this 5799-nucleotide messenger RNA. Its product is annotated as sodium-dependent multivitamin transporter-like. NCBI's taxonomy places the organism in Eukaryota, Metazoa, Chordata, Actinopteri, Gobiiformes, Gobiidae. The record is from RefSeq and is a predicted model, not a curated record. Gene Ontology annotation, molecular function: sodium-dependent multivitamin transmembrane transporter activity. Gene Ontology annotation, cellular component: membrane. Gene Ontology annotation, biological process: pantothenate transmembrane transport; biotin transport; sodium ion transport.
AACGUUCGCAGGGAUCACAUGGAAGAUUUAUGUGAGCGCCACUGUUCAGCGCUAAACUGCGGCUCAAGCAGGAUUAAAACACGGGAUAUGAAUGAAAACAAUGUUAUUUAAGUUUUCAGAAUCAUUCUUCGUAAACUAGCUGUAUGUUUAACGUUACGGAAAGCGGAAAACUAUGGCGAGAGGAGCGCGUCGUGGAGGCUGAUAACUGACUGAUGGACCAGAAAGGGAGAUCCACACUUCAUUUAAUCCCGUGUCCCAUUGGUGGAGAAGAGACGCUGACCCCACUCCCUCAAGAUGGUCCCCUCGCCUCACAAACUCCUCUUCACCGCUGCAGACUAUGCCAUCUUUGCUCUGCUCCUGGCGCCUCUGGCCAUAGGAGUGUACUACGCCCUCUCAGGAGGUCGUCAGAGAACCACACAGGAGUUUCUACUGGCUGACAGGAGCAUGGGGUGCCUGCCCGUGUCCCUGUCUCUUAUGGCGUCGUUCCAGUCUGCUGUGGCCAUUAUCGGGGUGCCCGCUGAGAUCUACACCCACGGGACCCAGUACUGGUUCAUUGGGUGCGCCUACAUUUUGGGACUGAUCAUUCCAGCCCAUGUUUUCAUUCCCGUGCUGUACAGACUGAAACUGUCAAGUGCCUAUCAGUAUCUUGAGCUUCGGUUCAGUAAAGCUGUUCGAAUUUGUGGGACCCUCACCUUCAUCUUUCAGACGGUUGUCUACAUGGGAGUGUGUGUUUAUACUCCUGCUUUUGCACUAAAUGCUGUCACUGGGAUUAAAUUAUGGGGAACGGUUCUGGCCACUGGACUGGUCUGCACUUUGUACACUACACUGGGCGGUUUGAAGGCGGUGAUUUGGACAGACGUGUUCCAGACUUUGGUGAUGUUUCUGGGGCAGGUGGCGGUGAUCGUGGUGGGGGUGUAUCAGACAGGAGGCCCCUCUGAGGUCUGGACCAAGGUCUGGGAGGGAGGACGCAUCUCUGGGCUGGAUCUGAACCCGGACCCCACGGUGCGCCACACGUUCUGGACUCUGGCAGGAGGGGGCGUCUUCCUCAUGUGGGCGCUGUACGUCAACCAGUCUCAGGUGCAGAGGUACCUGAGCUCUCGCAGUGAGAAGGAUGCGGUCAGGUCGUGUUACAUGGUGUUCCCGUCUCUGCAGCUAGCUCUGGCUCUGAGCUGUGUGAUGGGUCUCAUCAUGUUCGCUCGAUACUGUGGAGAAGAUCACUCAGACCAGCUGCAGUCCACCAAGGCAGAUGCGAUGGUGAUCUACUUUGUGAUGGACAUGCUGCAGGGUUUGCCUGGGCUCCCCGGGCUCUUCGUGGCCUGUCUGUUUAGUGCUGCUCUCAGCACCAUCUCUUCUGCCUUUAACUCUUUGGCCACUGUGACGAUGGAGGACCUGAUCAAGCCCCAGUUUCCUGCUCUGAGUGAGAAGAGAGCCACGCUGCUGUCAAAAGCUCUGGCGGCGUUCUAUGGUCUGCUGUGUCUGGCCAUGGCUUAUGUCACUCACCACAUGGGAGACUCUGUGCUUCUGGUGGCUCUGAAAAUCUUUGGGAUGGUGGGCGGUCCUAUUCUCGGCCUCUUCUGUCUCGGCAUGUUCUUCCCAUGGGCCAACUCCAUAGGCGCUCUGGCAGGUUUAGGUGGGGGCCUGUCUCUCUCCUUCUGGGUGGGCAUCGGGAGUAUUCUGUCCCAGACCCCAGGACCCAGGGCUGUGUUGUCAGACUGUAGAGCUGGACUGGCCUCAAACUCCUCCUCUGCUGUCGUCACUGUGGCUCUCAGACCAUCGGGGCUGCAGAGGUUCUAUUCUCUGUCCUACAUGUGGUACAGCGGCUUCACCUGUGUCUCUGUCAUCUUCAUCGGACUCAUCAUCAGCUUCCUCACAGGUUCGAUGAGGGCGGAGGACUUGACUCCAGGGACUGUUUUUCCACUUUUGGGCAAACUUUUAUUUUUUCUUCCUGAGAACAUCAAACAGAAGCUCUGCUGUGUGAGGCCUCUGCCACAGACGAAGGAGGUGAACGGUGUGAACGCUUCAGAGGAGAGACGAACUUUUCUACCUGAAACUCAGACAACACUGACAGAACAUGAGACGUCUGUAUGAACACAGCUAAUGUUAAAGUGCCUGUGACAGUUGGCCAGAGGCAGCAGAUGUGACAUACGUGGAGGUAAUUCCAAUUUACCAUGUUUAUUUAGUUAAAUGAAGGCUUAAACUGGCAGAAAAAUGGGCUGUGUGUCUAAAUUGUCCUGGUAUUUUGGAUGUAGUUGUAAUGCCAGAGGUAGUAGGGAUUUUGUUUAAAAAUUCAUCGCUACUUCCUGUAUUUUUGUACUUUUUAUUUUUCACAAACUGCCACUUAACUGAUGUAAAACUAUGAUAAAAAUUGACCACAGGUAUUAUCCCUCCAAAUCAACAUGAAAGCCUGUCAUACGCACUUUAAACUGAUUUACUAAUGAUUGGAAUGAAGGUGGCCAUUUGGAAUUCACAGAGAAGAAUUUACAUACUUGAACAUUUGAAAGAUGAAUAAAUUAUGUGAACAAGGACAACUGAAUGCACUUAACUGGCCCCAAAGCGCUCACUUACUCACGUGACAAUCUCAAGGAAUGCUAAAUAUGUUUGUAACUUAACUGAAUGUGAUUAGAUCUAUGAAAGAAUGUUUAUCUGAAAAGGCAUUGUUGCAUUUGGGCGUAUGUCUGACUUUACCAAAAACAAGAGAUAAUAAAAAAGUUUAAAGCGCCCAUAUUAUACUGUUUUCUGAUCUAUGUUCUAAUGUUGUUUCCUCAUCACAAAUAGAUCUGGAGUUGAUGUAGUAAUACAGGAAGUGUUUUUAAACUCCAUGCACCUUCACUCACGUAGUCAUUUGCAUAAUUUUAGCUCUGGACUUUCCAAUCUUUACUGAACUAAAGGUAAAAGGAGCUGUUGAAAACUACUGGUUCAUGACAUCACACGGUGGAACAGAGCAUUUUGAGCUUUGGAGAUGUAGACAAAGUAAAGAUAAAGGAUUAUACAGUGAGGAAAAUAAGUAUUUGAACACCCUGCUAUUUUGCAAGUUCUCCCACUUAGAAAUCAUGGAGGGUCUGAAAUUUUCAUCGCAGGUGCAUGUCCACUGUGAGAGACAUAAUCUAAAAAAAAAAUCCAGAAAUCACAAUGUAUGAUUUUUUUUUUAACUAUUUAUUUGUAUGAUACAGCUGCAAAUAAGUAUUUGAACACCUGAGAAAAUCAAUGUUCUUAUUUGGUACAGGAGCCUUUGUUUGCAAUUACAGAGGUCAAAUGUUUCCUUUAGUUUUUCAGCAGGUUUGCACACACUGCAGGAGCGAUUUUGGCCCACUCCUCCACACAGAUCUUCUCUAGAUCAGUCAGGUUUCUGGGCUGUCGCUGAGAAACAUGGAGUUUGAGCUCCCUCCAAAGAUUUUCUGUUGGGUUUAGGUCUGGAGACUGGCAGGCCACGGCAGAACCUUGAUGUGCUUCUUACAGAGCCACUCCUUGGUUCUCCUGGCUGUGUGCUUCAGGUCAUUGUCAUGUUGGAAGACCCAGCCUCGACCCAUCUUCAAUGCUCCAACUGAGGGAAGGAGGUUGUUCCCCAAAAUCUCGCAAUACAUGGCCCCGGUCAUCCUCUCCUUAAUUCAGUGCAGUGGCCUUGUCCCAUGUGCAGAAAAACAUCCCCAAAGCAUGAGACUACCACCCCCCUGCUUCACAGGAGGGAUGGUGUUCUUGGGAUGGUCCUCAUCAUUCUUCUUCCUCCAAACACGGUUAGGGGAAUUAUGACCAAAAAGUUCUAUUUUGGUCUCUGACCACAUGACUCCUCUGGAUCAUCCAAAUGGUCAUUGGCAAACUUAAGACGGGCCUUGACGUGUGCUGGUUUACGCAGGGGAACCUUCCGUGCCGUGCAUGAUUUCAAACCAUGAGGUCUUAGUGUAUUACCAACAGUAACCUUGGAAACUGUGGUCCCAGCUCUUUUCAGGUCAUUGACCAGCUCCUCCCGUGUAGUUCUUUGUUGAUUCCUCACCUUUCUUAGGAUCAUUGAGACCUCACAAGGUGAGAUCUUGCAUGGAGCCCCAGUCCGAGAAAGUUUGACAUGUUUAGCUUCUUCCAUUUUCUACUGAUUGCUCCAACAGUGGACCUUUUUUCACCAAGCUGCUUGGCAAUUUCCCCAUAGCCCUUUCCAACCUUGUGGAGGUGGACAGUUUUGUCCCUGGUGUCUUUGGACGGCUCUUUGGUCUUGGCCAUGUUAGUAGUUGGAGUCUUACUGAUUGUAUUUGGUGGACGGGUGUCUUUAUGCAGCGAACGACCUCAAACAGGUCCAUCUGCUUUAGGAUAAUAAAUGGGGUGGAGGUGGACUUUUUAAAAGCGGACUAACAGGUCUUUGAGGGUCAGAAUUCUAGCUGAUAGACAGGUGUUCAAAUGCUUAUUUGCAGCUGUAUCAUACAAAUAAAUAGUUAAAAAAUCAUACAUUGUGAUUUAUGUGAUUUCUGUGAUUCCUAAGUGGGAGAACUUGCAAAAUUGCAGGGUGUUCAAAUACUUAUUUUCCUCACUGUACAUAUGUGUGAAUGAAACAAAACACAACUCCAGGUCUGUGUUUGAGGAGGGAACAACAUUAUAACAUGACUUAAAGCUCACAACAGUCAGUUUUGUGUAAUAUAGGAGCUUUAAAAACAAACCAAAAAGAUAUAAAAAGGUAAAUACUAGAGCCCGAUCGAUAUAGCAUUUGGCUGAAACAUAUCGGCAAUCGGCCUAAAUCUUGCCGAUAUGGGCCGAUAUUUCACGUGGGCAUGUUAUAUGUCGUUAUAAAUCUUAGACUCUCUACAUUAUGUUCAUUUAAUCCAGUUUACAGACAGAUAAAUGUCCUAAUAUGUGGCUCCGCAUCAGUAUUUAACUGCGGAGUCAUUUGUCUGUGUGUGUCCGUACUGUCCCUGAACACACCACAGAGUGACGUCACUCACGUGUGUUUGUUUACACUCACACACACAGAUCCAAACACUGAGAUUAUUUUCUUUUUACGGACAAUCGGUUUGAGUCUGAAUUAAAAGGACAUUUAUUAGUGCAGACUUGUGAUGUGAGGAGGAGCCUGUGUGAGCGGUGAGUGUUGGAAAUAUCGGCGACUAUAUCGGCUAUCGGCAGCUCCAACUCCCAGUUUAUCGGUAUCAUAUCGGCCACAACAAAAAUCUAUAUCAGUCAGGCUCUAGUAAAUACUAAAAUAAAAAUUAACAGCAAGAGAAAUGACAAAGGACAGAGAUGGGCAAUGUCACAGUUUUUGAUAUUGAUACGAUACUAAAUACUUUGGGGGAAGGGGGUGUUUUUGAUACUCGAUACUCAAUGCUUGAUACUGGUCUAUUCUUAAGGGUGAUGGGAUUUAGUUAAAUUAAAGAUAUACAUGUAUAUAUGUAUACAAAAGGCUUCAAACUGGCUCUGAAUGACAAAGUAUUGUGAAGAAAUGGGCUCAGAUUGACGCCCAACUUAAAGGUGCAUUGUGUAACUUUUCUGGUGGAGAGUCCGUUAAAUGCUUUUCUCCAUGGAGACGUUAUUGGCUUUGGCUGAAAUGUAAUGUUACAGUUACGGGUGAAGAUCUGUGGAGCGGCGACCCUGCUCACAGUCAGAAUGCCUCUUUUUCUUUGCAUUUUUUUGUCUAAAACCACCUGUAAUUGAAUAAAGUUACACAGUGCACCUUUAAGAUUUGUAUAUGCUAAUGAGUCUAGAUGGUGCAAAUGUUGGUAUUGAUACUACUAUGCAUGAGUCAGUAUUUAUGUAUUGAUACUCACAUAAUGAUUCUCUCAUCCAUACAAACAAAAAUGGGCAUUAAAUGUGCUUUGUGUAACUCCA